AUGCCGGCUCUCAGAGCUGCUGGUUUCUGCUGUCGGGCAGUCUCCCAGCUCCGGGCUGCAUACGCAGCCUUCUUGGGAACAAAGAAGCUCCUCGGCCGGAGUGUAGGGAGUGGGUGGGUGAACGCUGGCCUGCCUGGGUCCCUCACCCCUCACCUCUGCUGCGCUGCCCCUGCCAGGUGCCGCCAUGCUGCCAUUGCCAAGUACUUUGGGGAUGCGCCCCCUGCCUGCACCAAGGGCUGUGACCACUGCCGGGACCCUGUGGCCCUGCGGAAGCAGCUGGAGGCCUUGGAGCACAGAAGCAGCUGGAACAAGACUUGCAUCGGGCCUUCCCAAGGGAAUGGCUUUGACCCUGAGCUGUAUGAGGGAGGCCGCCGGGGCUAUGGGGGCUUCAGCAGGUACGACGAAGGUUCUGGAGGUAGUGGGGACGAGGGCAGAGAUGAAGCCCACAAGCGGGAAUGGAAUCUCUUCUACCAGAAACAGAUGAGCCUACGCAAGGGCAAAGACCCCAAGAUAGAAGAAUUUGUGCCCCCAGAUGAGGACUGUCCCCUGAAAGAGGCUUCUAGCAGGAAGAUCCCCAGACUCACUGUGAAGGCCCGUGAGCACUGCCUGGGGCUUCUGGAGGAGGCUCUGAGCAGUAACCGCCAGGCCACAGGUACCACCCAUGGACCCGAUCUCCAGGCCAAGGCUGUGGAGCUGGAACAUGAGAUGUUCCGAAAUGCCAAGGCGGCCAACCUGUACAAGGCCAGUGUGCUGAAGAAGGUGGCGGAGAUCCACAGAGCCUCCAAGGAUGGGCAGCUCUACGACGUGGGGAGCAAUACCAGGAGUUGCAGUGCGCAGGCCCAGCCCCCAGAGCCCACCGAGUAUGACAUCCGGCCGGCCUCCCAGGUGUACUCGCUCAAACCCAAGCGGGUAGGAGCUGGUUUCCCCAGAGGCUCCUGCUCAUUCCAGACGGCCACUGAGCUGAUGGAGAAGAUGUGGGCUGAGGAGCAAGCCCCCCAGCCAGUGUGGGGAGGUGAGCAGGAGCCCCACAGCCUCCAGGGGGACUACAAUGAGCCCCUCCCUGGGCCCAGAGGAGAGGCCCUUGGAAGCAGUGCUCAUUGUGGGGGGUCCUCCCCUGAGAAGAAGGUGAAAAGCCCCUCCAAGGGCGGUGCCAAGGCCCGGGCCAGCAAGAAGCAGCAGCUCCUAGCCGCAGCGGCCCUCAAGGAUUCACAGAACAUCGCCCGCUUCUGCCAAAGGGCCAGGAGCCCAUCUCCCCUCACCUCAGCCCCAGGGGCAGAAGGUGCCGGCCCUUCCUGUGAGGGAGUACAGGGACCCCCAGCAGCCCCAGAGAAGUGCACAAGGGAGGAUGGAGCCCUGGGGUGUUUGGCUGCGCUCCCCCAGACCAAGGAGUGCACCGGGGAGAGGCCAAGAGCCUGCACACUCAGAGACCAGGGGCCCCCUGAAGGCCAGUCCACCCCCACAAAGGAGACACACAGGGGCAAGCGGUCCAGACCCCAGCAGGAGAACCCAGAGAACCAGGCUCAGAAGAGGCCUCGCCCCUCAGCCAAUGCCUCCAUCUUAGCUGAGGCCAAGGAGAGCAGCUCGGCCAGCAAUCAGGGCACCUUGAACCCCACAGCCCAAGAUUCCUGCCUUCUCCCAGCCCCUGGCAUCUCCCUCAAGGAGGCUGCAAAUGUUGUGGUCAAAUGCCUGACCCCUUUCUACAAGGAGGGCAAGUUUGCAUCCAAGGAAUUAUUUAAAGCCUUCGCCCGCCACCUCUCACACUCGCUGGCUCAGAAGGCCUCUCCUGGAAGGAGCGUGAAGGAAGAGGCCCAGAAUUUCAUCAAGCAGUUUUUUCACGGUCGGGCCCGGUGCGAGAGUGAAGCUGACUGGCACGGCCUAUGUGACCCACAAAGAUGACCAGCUCCUGCCCACUAGGGCCAGAGUGCUCCCCCAGCCUCAGCUGUGGGCCAGCCUGGGCCUCACUCAGGAACAGGGAAGGUGGAAAGCCUGCAGCCAUCAGGGGCCUCCUCUUUGCUCAGGGGCCAUACCUUCCAACCACACCUUGCUUUGGAGAUGGCCCCAGUCACCUCCCAAAUCAAGCCCAAGGGACAGAGGCCAGCCACUUUCUGCUUGCAGGGUCUCAGGUCUUCUUCCGCCCAGCCUCCCUGCCUCUUGGCUGGGUUUUCCGAACCAGAUCCCCAUAUUAGAAGCUUGG
Molecule: messenger RNA, 2194 nt
Organism: Leptonychotes weddellii (Weddell seal)
Lineage: Eukaryota; Metazoa; Chordata; Mammalia; Carnivora; Phocidae
Source: RefSeq, a predicted model, not a curated record